This is a messenger RNA of Cooperia oncophora, 390 nucleotides long. NCBI's taxonomy places the organism in Eukaryota, Metazoa, Nematoda, Chromadorea, Rhabditida, Trichostrongylidae. The record is from the annotation of a GenBank genome assembly.
AUGGCUUUUAUAGGCCAGGUGGAAUGUGGACUGACCGAAGGACAACGACAGUCGUGGGGACGUAAGAAGAGAGAAACAGACAAUUCCGUCCUAGAAUACGAAACAGCACGAUACAGAGUGCCCAAGCACGCCCGAGCAACCACAUCGAUCGUGAUCAUCGAUCCAUUGCAACAGGUUCAAGAACCAGUCAGUCUGGCACGCGCAUCAGCAAUCGAUUUCAUUCGUGAAGAAGCUGAAGAGAUCCCCGUGUCGACCGUUGGACAGAUGUGUCUAGCCAAGCCAACCUUGAUAGCCGUAUUUGGACUUCUUCUGACGUUAACGUCCGUACAAGCGAUCGUCGUUAUACAGUACCUCGUCAGACGACUGUAUCGUUCACAAACAAAACUCUGA